Messenger RNA from Salmo salar (Atlantic salmon), 6390 nucleotides. RefSeq names its product protein bicaudal D homolog 1. NCBI's taxonomy places the organism in Eukaryota, Metazoa, Chordata, Actinopteri, Salmoniformes, Salmonidae. Gene Ontology annotation, molecular function: cytoskeletal adaptor activity; dynein complex binding; dynactin binding. Gene Ontology annotation, cellular component: Golgi apparatus; cytosol. The record is from RefSeq and is a predicted model, not a curated record. Gene Ontology annotation, biological process: protein localization to organelle; microtubule anchoring at microtubule organizing center; positive regulation of receptor-mediated endocytosis.
GUCGACGUGUAGUCCUAGUGACGACACGGGAGAUGGAUGCUUCGUGGACCACUUUUCUUCAUAUAAAUCGAGAGAUGGCGUCCUACACCCCGUGAAUAAUCAAAAAUGAUAAUAAAGAAUUGAUGAAGAGGACACUACCGUAAUGUAUCAUUAUGCUACGAACCCUCAAUUGAAGUAGGCUAAUAAUCGUCAUCUUUCACUGAUAGAAACAGCAAUUAUUUUGGUGCUGUUCUGCAAUAGCCUAUUCGUAUUCCACCUGGCUUUCCCACAUUUAACAGGGGGGUUGGUUCCGCUGCGUUUGUUUCAGCAUCCUCCAACUUCCGCCUCUGCGUGUCCAACGCAAGGAGACAGGGAGAGAAGGGCGAUGGCUGCCGGUGGAGGAUGCGGGGAGACUGUGGAUCAGUACCGGGCGGAGGUGGAGCGGCUUACCCAGGAACUUGCGGAAGCGAACAGAGAGAAGAUAAGGGCGGCAGAAUGCGGUCUUGUUGUGUUGGAUGAGAACCAGACUCUAAAGCACCAGUAUGCCGAUCUGGAAUCGGAACAGGAGACGCUGAAGCAAGAGUUGGAACAAUUACAAGAGGCGUUUGGCCAGGCAUACUCCAACCAGCGUAAGGUGGCGGAGGAUGGCGAGAUCAACGAGGAGUCGCUGCUGCAGGAGUCCGCGUCAAAGGAGGCCUUCUACAUGGGCCAGCUGCUGGAGCUGCAGAUGGAUCUGAAGAUGAGCCGCUCAGUGGCGUCCAACGCGUCCAACGAGAGCGAGAGGCUCAACGCCGUGCUUCAGGAGCACAAAGAGAGUAAUGAGAUGCUGGAGCUGCAGCGGAGCAGGAUGAGAGAGGAAAUCAGGGAGUAUAAAUUCCGAGAGGCGCGACUCCUACAGGACUACACUGAGCUGGAGGAGGAGAACAUCACCCUGCAAAAACUAGUGUCCACCCUCAAACAGAACCAGGUGGAGUAUGAGGGUCUGAAGCAUGAGAUCAAGGUUCUGGAGGAGGAGACGGUGCUGCUGAACAGCCAGCUGGAGGAUGCUGUGCGUCUGAAGGACAUCUCUCAGUCCCAGCUGGAGGAGGCUCUGGACUCCCUGAAAAUUGAGAGGGAGCAGAAGAACAGCCUGAGGAAGGAGCUAGCCCACCACAUCACCCUCAGCGACAGUGUGUACGGGGCCGGAGCCCACCUGGCUCUCACCGCCACUGUCGACGGGCUCAAAUUUGCCACCGAAGAGGUCGGGAGUAAUGGUACAACCAUGCAUAAUGGAGCCAAUGGGAAUGAGGAUAGCAACGGCCACUGUAAUGGACACCUGGGAUUGGCUAAGAUGAACGGCGACUACCGGCUGCCCAGGAAGGGGGAGGGGCUGCAUGGUCCUGUGUCUGAUCUCUUCAGCGAGCUCAACCUGUCUGAGAUGCAGAAAGUAAAAAAGCAGCUGUUUCAGGUGGAGCGUGAGAAGUCAGGCCUCCUGAUGAACCUGCAGGAGUCCCAGACCCAGUUGCAGCACAUACAGAGCGCCCUGACGGAGCAACACGAGCACGUCCAACGCCUCACCGAGCGCGUCAACGCCAUGAAGCACCUCCAAAGUGACAAGGAGAUAGCUGAUGCUCAGGAGUCUGAGAAGUCCAACGGGUCACCCUCGCCCUGUCACCGUGACUACGAGGUGGACAUCCACGGGAUGGACAUCCUGGAGUGUAAGUACAAGGUGGCAGUAACCGAGGUGACCGACCUGAAGGCGGAGCUAAAAGCCCUGAAGGAGAACUAUAACCAGAGUGUGGAGGGCAAGGGGGAGGAGCAGAGCAGCAGCGAUGGGAAGGUCCAGGCUCUGGACGAGCAGGUCAACCGGCUGGAGCAGAGCUGCCGCGAUUCCCACGAUAGGGUGGCGUGUUUGGAGGCAGAACUAAAGACGGCGACGGGUGUGGCCUCAGAGAGCCACAGCAUGCUGAACACAGCACAGGAUGAGCUGGUAACAUUCAGCGAGGAGCUGGCCCAGCUCUACCACCACGUGUGUCUCUGCAACAAUGAGACGCCCAACCGCGUCAUGCUGGACUACUACCGCCAGAGCCGCAACACCCGCAGCGGCAGCCUCAAGGGCUCUGAGGACCCCCGGGCACUCCUCUCCCCUCGACUGGCUAGACGCCUCGCCGCUAUCAACGCCGGGUUCUCCGAGGCCCCACGGAGCCCCAUAGACUCGCCCUCCAAAGAACCCCCCAGUGGGGACAACGGGGAAACAGGGAGGGAGUCCCCAGCACCAGGCAGCCAGCGGAGCCCAACCCGCACCCUCAUGGACUCCCCGGUCAUCAACGGCACCAACGGCCCUUCCUCCUCCUCCCCCAUGCCUCCCGAGGCAAGUGGAGAUCUGCGUAAGGAGCCCAUGAACAUCUACAACCUGAACGCCAUCAUCAAGGACCAGAUCAAACACCUGCAGAGGGCCGUGGACCGCUCCCUCCAGCUGUCUCGACAGAGAGCGGCAGCCCGAGAGCUGGCCCCCUUGUUCGACAAGGACAAGGAGGCCUGCAUGGAGGAGAUCCUCAAGCUCAAGUCCCUCCUCAGCACCAAGAGGGAGCAGAUUGCCACGCUCAGGCUGGUGCUCAAAGCCAACAAACAGACUGCAGAGGUGGCGCUGGCUAACCUAAAGAGCAAGUAUGAGAAUGAGAAGUGCAUGGUGACAGAGACCAUGAUGAAGCUGAGGAACGAGCUGAAGGCUCUGAAAGAAGACGCCGCCACCUUCUCCUCUCUCAGGGCCAUGUUCGCCACCAGGUGUGAUGAGUACGUGACUCAGCUGGAUGAGAUGCAGAGACAGCUGGCAGCAGCGGAGGAUGAGAAGAAAACCCUGAACUCCCUGCUCCGCAUGGCCAUCCAGCAGAAGCUGGCCUUGACCCAACGCCUGGAGGACCUGGAGUUUGACCACGAGCAGACCAGGGACCGCAGCCGCGGCACAAAGGUGCCCAAACUCAAGAGCAGCCCGCCCAAAGUAAGUCGACGAGCCGCUCUCACCGCUCCCCCCAGCCCUACCAUGAUACACAGCCCUUCCUCCACCAGCCCCCACCCCUUCAACACCUCCCUGACCCUCUGCAGCCCUCCCUCCCUGGAGCUGCCCCUGUCCUCCAACCCUUGGUCGGCCUCAGACAGAGGCACAUCCCAGUUCUCUUCCCUGCCUCCCCUGGGUGACCCCCAAUGGUCCCUGGGCACUCAGACCUUCAUCAUUGACCCAGAGUCGCUGAGUUUAGAGUUCUGUCGACUCGUUAACAGUCGAGACUCUGGUCUGCACUCUCCUAGCUCCGCCCCUGCAUCUCCCUACCGCUCACCCAUUCCCAAGACUUGGCAACACUUGUCGCCGGGGUCGGUGAGAACUCGUACCCAAAAAGAUGCACCUCGGCCCUCUGCUCUGGCCACAUCUCCCAGCAACCCUGUCCCUCGCUCCUACAGUUCCCAGAUGCCCCAGCCCUGAGUCCGGGGGGGUGGGUUGGAAGCAGAGAGGAGGACAGACUGGUUUCCUGUUUCCUGUGUCUGGCUUGACCUAUGCCUAUGCAGUACUGACACUCUUCUCAGGGAUUGGCUAGGAGACGGAGCCCAACAGAGCUUGUUCCAUCUGCAGACAAUACUCAACAGUCUGUUUGUAGUUUUGGGCUCAUAAGGCACCACAGUUGCUAUUGUCCAUUUCUGUAAAUAAAGGGAUUUAGAGAAUAAAUUAAAUAUACUGUAUGUGAGAAAUAUACUAGGAAAUGUGAAAUUCUAAUGAAAAAUAAUGUAGAAUUUUAGUGUAUGAGGAUGUGGUGUGUUUAAUGAGCUUAAGAUAGUGUGAGGGAUACUUGUACAUUUUGGAGAUAUUUGAUGCGGUAUAACACAAUGAUGUAUUUCCCACACUUGGCACAUACUUCUCAUAUCACACAACCAAAUUAUUUUUCCAAUGGCUAUUAACAUUAUUAGGCAAUUGAUUUUCCCUGUUGUAUUCAAUGCAUAUGAUCAAAGUCUCUUUGUAGUCAAUACAUGCGUUGCUUUUUCCAACCAUCUAUAGACUGCGCAGAGCUACCAUGUGUACUGUGGGCCUCAUUGACCAAUGGUGCCACUCAGUGGCUGAUUUACACAGUUACAGCUGAAACACAUUGAUAGCCAUUGGAAUUCCUCAGUCUAUCCCAGUAGAGGCUGGUGAGAGGAGCUACAGGAGGACGGGCUCAUUGUAAUGUCUGGAAUGGAACUGAGUCAAACAUGUGGUUUCUAUACGUUUGAUGUGUUUGAUACUGUUCCAUUGAUUCCAUUCCAGCCAUUACAAUGAGCCUGUCCUCCUAUAGCUCCUCCCACCAGCCUCCUCUGAUGUAUCCCUAUGAAUGUUUGCCACAGAAAAUAUUAAACCUUGUUUAAAUCUCUGGGAAUCUUCUUUUGUUAAGCAGAGAUGGCAGCGAUGCAAAUUAUACAAAGGAACCUUAUCUAUUUCUACACGGUACAUUACUAUGUAGGCCACUUUACAGUACUUCUCCGGCUUCGUUUACACAGGCAGCCCAAUUCUGAUCUUUUUUUCACUAAUUGGUCUUUUGACCAAUCAGAUCAGCUCUGAAAAAGAUCUGACGUCAAAAGAUUUGAUGUAAUUGGUCAAAAGACCAAUUAGUGGUGUAAACGCAGCCUCUGACACAGUCUAUCAAUUAAACAAUUUUGAUAACACUCCAAAUCAUAUUACUAUUCAUGUCAUGAGAAAGAUUUCAAGGAAUCAUUCUAGUUUGCAUUCCCCAUGAUUGAUUAACAUUUUCAAGCCAUUGUAUAAUAUUAAUCUUCAAUUUUCUACAACUCUAGAGCAAAAAGCAUUUGACAGAAGUCGCUUCCAUGUGUCUACAGAGAUACACUGGCUGACCAAGCUCUACCUGAUUUCAGAGCCCUAUUCAGUGCCACAAUCAGUCCCUUCUCUACAUUAUACUAAGUACAGUAUAGCUUGACUUCCUUGUUCCUUGUGACCUUAGUCUAUAAUGAAUAUAGAAAACAUAGCAAACACGUGUGUGUGUGUGUGUGUGUGUGUGUGUGUGUGCGUGCGUGUGCGAGACAGAAACUGAGAGAAUGAUCUAUCAUGCUUUUUCUGUCAGUGUUGAUAGAUGUUUGUUGUGGCAUGCAUGUGACUUUGCUCAGUCCGAUCUAAGAGAAAGUAUAUAAAUGGUUUAAAUGCAGAUAAACCAUUCAGAGCAGCAUGGAAACCAGUGUGACCUCCUCUCUAUGAUACCCUAACCACACCCCCCAGCCCUACUACGCUCAUAUCACCCUGAAAAUAACACGCCCUGAAAAGCACCCCAAAUCAACCCUAUGCCCAUGUAGUGCCAGCAGAUGGCAGUGUCUUAAUUCCCAACGAGACAUUCCUGUCAAAUGCUGUUUGGCCCUCUUCCCUACCAGUUACUUCUCACACUGACCUAUCUGUGGUUAUUGGCUUCGGCUCCUACAAUGGUCAAAUGUUUUUAUUGACACAAAAAGAGGUGAAGAAUGCCCAUGUACAUUCAGCUCCAAUCCCUGUGACAUAACAUUGGUUGGACUUUGACUCUAUAAAAAUGAAACCCAAGGCUGCAGGGUCAUUCAUUCAUUCAUGUAUGAUAUUAUAACUCAUCUGAUCUAAAUAUGCUGAUUUGGUUUUAGCCCAUAGCCGUAGAUGAGCAGCAAUUGAAUACUAAGUCUGACAGCCACCAUGAUGGUCGUUUGUUUUGGUUUGUUUGUCUCCUUUUGAUGCAGCACAGAAAAAUACAUGACUGGAUUUGAAACUGUGCGUAAAUGUUCUAUGUGUGUCUGUGUGUUUCCUUGUGUGAGUCCUGUACGUUAAUAGUGCUGUCCAUCCUCCUCUGGGGAUGGAUAGAGGAAUGCCUUGUCAGCUGGAACAGAUGAGGCUGGUUUUAAAUAACGAGCAGUCAUUCAGUGAUGCACAAGCCCAUUUUUGGCCUUGCAAAAUGAACAGAGAGCUCUCUUUCUCUCGCUCUAUCUCUCUCCCUUUUCUCUUUCUUUCUUUCAUUGUUUAUCUUUCUCACUCUUAUAUAAGCAUAAAUAUCAAUUCUCACACAAUAUUAACUUAUGUGGUAUGUCUGACUGUAGAAAGCAUUAUUCAUUUACUUUCUAGACAAAUAAAUCAUUAAAAAAACAUAAGAAUGUGUAUAUUGUAUUAACUCAAAUGGACUGUAUUGCAGUAAGAUGUUAACUUCCAAAAUGUGAUAUUCCAAUAAAAUUAAAGCGAUUACAAGAAAGAUUGCUGAAAGCAUAAACAUUAUAAUGCCAUAUGCUCUCAUUUUAUACUCCAAAAGACAGCGGAAUGUUUCCCAAAUGAUGUCCUCUCCUCAGACAUGUUGAGUUAUUACAUGACAAGGCCACUGUCUCUGUCCCUGACAAGUCUUUCCUCCUGUCUUGUCCACCCGUGUGUCUGUCUGUCCCACUAACCCUGACUGUCCC